Diaporthe amygdali is the source of this 2070-nucleotide messenger RNA. RefSeq names its product zn 2cys6 transcription factor. Gene Ontology annotation, biological process: DNA-templated transcription; regulation of DNA-templated transcription. Gene Ontology annotation, molecular function: zinc ion binding; DNA binding; DNA-binding transcription factor activity, RNA polymerase II-specific. Lineage: Eukaryota; Fungi; Ascomycota; Sordariomycetes; Diaporthales; Diaporthaceae. The coding region runs from base 1 to 2070 and encodes 689 amino acids. The record is from RefSeq and is a predicted model, not a curated record. Gene Ontology annotation, cellular component: nucleus. The transcript has 3 exons.
AUGGAACACCCUCACACUCACCCUCUCUCUCACCCACAAUCUCACCCUCACCCGCAUCGCCACCCCUCCCACCACCCCAAGCCUAUACACUACAACAGAGUGCCCAUUGGCGGUCCGGACCGUCCCCCCGUGACCCAGUCUCCAAGCCCCGGCACAAUCUACGCCUCCCCCUCGGGCGACAGGGAGACAUCCUCCUACCCAGUCCCGAGUAAUGGCUCACCGAAGCGAGAGCUUGGCAGUCCUGGCAUCAAGAGGGAGCCGGGGGGCCGUGACGACUCAGACCAGACUGCCGACCGCUCCAGUAUCCUCACGCGCCGGAGCUCCACCGCCUACCCCGACGUAAGCAACGAGGAGAUAAAGCCCGAUGAUGCUACCGAAGAGCCCCAGAGAAAACGACAGAAGCGGAACAAGCCCACACUGUCGUGUUUCGAGUGUGUUGAGAGAAAGACAAAGUGCGAUCGAGGGAGACCUCACUGUCUGGCCUGUAUCAAACGCCAGACCGAGUGCAAGUAUGCCCACGUCGCCAACCUGCUCGAGGAGACGUCGCGCUCGCUCUCCAGCGGCCGGCGCAUGACCAAGCCGCCCAAGAAGAAGUCAGGCCCGCAAGGAGACCCCAGGUCUCCCAUACCAAACAUCGCGGACCGAGGUGUAUUGUCAACUAACACCUGCCUCUCCAAAGCUGCCGUCGCCUUGUCCACGGGUCUUCUCUCCACCGUGCCUUAUUCCUUCGGGACUGGGUCAAACGUCUUUGGUGUGGGCUCAGCGCACCCCUUCGUGAAUGUCUGGAGCUGUGAAGGUCAACUUAACGAGGUGGUCGCCAUGAUGCCCAGCAAGCUGCAGUGCGACAUGCUCAUAAGCCGGUACUUUGAGUGUGUUGAUCCCGUGUAUCCCAUGCUGGACCAGCGGACCUUCUUGGAAGAUUACGAACACUUCUGGUCUCUUCCUCAAGAAAAGAAAUACCAAUUUGACGCGGCCUUUGUCGCGCUGAUCAUGGUCAUGCUGGCGCUCGGUACACAGUUCCUCCAGAGCGGCUUGACCACCACAGCUGACAGGGCUGACGCCGCUGAGAUGCACGCCUCGGCGAGCAACCAGGCCCUGCGCAUGAGCUCUUACCUAAGCACCGCCUCCAUCAGGUCUAUACAGACCAUGGUGCUGCUGGUCUACUUCCUCAUCAACGACAACCAUGCCUCCGAUGGCUGGGCGUUCGCGGGCAUCCUGAUGAGACAGGCAUACGCCAUGGGCCUACACCGCGACCCCAACAUCGUCACACCAAACGCAUCGUUCGCUGAGAAGCAAGAGCGGCGCAAGGUGUGGCAGGCCGUCCUCCUGCAGGACACAUUCCUAACGGUCUUGCUUUCCUUGCCGCCUAACGCUACACACACCGACGUGCACGUGGACGACAUGGUGGACGACCCUUCGGGAUACACGUCGAUCAACGCGUCGACGUCGACGGACCUAGCGUACAUCCGCGGGUCGUGGACGCUAGCGAACCUGGUGCAGGAGAGUAUCUGCUCGCCGCGGUGCCUGGACAUGCCGAUCUGCGCGACGCCGCGGCACAAGACGAAGCUGGUGGCCGACUUCCGGGCGGUGUACCGGUCGUUCCCGGACACGUUCCGGUCGUGGGACGCCGACAGCCUGGCGGCGCUGGCGCAGACCAACAGCCGGGCGGCGCGCCAGACGCUGUGGCUCACCAGCAACUACUUCCACAACGCCAUGCUCGUGCACGCGUCCGAGUCGCCCGACGUCCCCGUCAACGUCCGCGCCACCCUCGAGGCCGCCCACGACGCCAUCAACGCCUUCUUCAUGCUGCACGCCCUGUUCGAGCUCGAGGCCAAGACCUGGUGGGUCUUUAACCACCGCGCCUUCCUUGAGGCCCUGUGCAUCGGGAGCGUCCUCCGUGAGACGGCGAGCGAGCCCGGUGGGGAGGAAGUGGUCAAUAAGGACCAGCUUUUCGUUCGGGGGCGUGGGGAUAUUGCCCGCCUGGUGCACAUCAUGACACGCAUGGGAGAAGGGGAGGACGGGUCCGAGGUUGCUCGGACGAGGGCACAGGUGUUGAGCGAGUUCCUGUGA